Molecule: messenger RNA, 330 nt
Organism: Acaulospora colombiana
Lineage: Eukaryota; Fungi; Glomeromycota; Glomeromycetes; Diversisporales; Acaulosporaceae
Source: the annotation of a GenBank genome assembly
AUGAUAUCGGGAUAUUGGUGGAUACUCGGCAAAUACGAACGACGGUGUUUAUCAGAUCCAAAUUUGGAAGUUGUCCAUUUAAACCCUCUUUGGAAUGCAGAAGGAAAGUUAGGAGGAAAAUCCAAAUUUAUCGCCGCCUGGAUUGCACCAGAUCUCAAUAGCAAGGGAGAUGCCUUUAUAUCUAAUGAUGUCAUCACAGUGUUGGGCAUUAGGAUGUAUGAAAAUCUUUACGAAAAUCCAUCCGAUGGUGGAUACCUGAUAGCUGGUGAUCGUGGUAUGACUCCAGCCAUGCCUGAACACCUGCUUCGCCACCGUCCGUUAUCAAAAUAA